AAGCAGAACCACCGCGACGGAACCGUGGCGUCAGACGACUCUUCAAGUCUUAAUCACGUACAGCCGGUCCCACAGAAUGGGAACAUGUCAGUACUACCCGGGUACGUGAGAUUUGAUGAUGAUAGUAGAGUUAAAAUCAACUUGAAUUCAAGGCCAAAAUCUGAAAUUAAACAUCUAAAGAGGAAACUAGUGAAUGAACUUCAUCAAGUUAGAAGCUUGCGAAAGAAACUUGAUUCCAUAGAAAUGUCUCAAUCUUCCUUUAAUGAUAAUCUUAAUAAUAGAAUAACAGGUAAUAGUGGUGGUCAUAGAAUUGAAACUCUUGAUAGGGUUAAUUCUGAAGUUAGUUAUGUGGGACACACCAAUUCGCGGCCGUUGGAUGGUAAUGAGAAGAAGAAAACCCCGGUGAAUUCGAACAAGAAGUUGAAACAGUGUGGCGGUGGUGGGGGACAAGGGGUGGCGGUGGAGUUCAGUAAAUAUUUGGUUAAAGAGUGUGGGGAGUUGUUAGGGAAGUUAAUGAAACAUCAAUAUGGAUGGGUGUUUAAUGUGCCAGUGGAUGUGAAAAUGUUGAAGUUGCAUGAUUAUUUUAAGAUUAUUAAGCAUCCAAUGGAUUUAGGGACAGUGAAGAGUAGGCUGAGUAAGAAUUGGUAUAAGUCGCCAAAGGAGUUUGCUGAGGAUGUUAGGUUGACUUUUAAUAAUGCUAUGAAGUAUAAUGAGAAAGGGCAGGAUGUGCAUACAAUGGCAGAUACAUUGUUGAAGAUUUUCGAGGAGAAUUGGGCUAAUUUUAAGGCUGAAACUAAUUUUGAUAAGAGGGGGGAGAUGGGGUACGAUGCUAGCUUGCAAACACCUGCGUCAAAGAGAGCUUCAGGUCCUCAUGCUUCAUCCCCUGCUUGUGGUUCUGCUUCUGCCUGUGCUCCCAGUCCUGCUCCUUUUCAACAGACAAUGCCUUUAGAGACGAGAACUUUGGGUGGAACAGAUUCUUUGACAGAGCUUGGGCAUCCAAAUAUGAAAGCUGCUGAUCAGGGUAGGGCAUCAGUGUCGAAGAAGCCUAAGAAGGACACUGACAAAAGCAAAAUGACUUACGAGGAGAAGCAGAAACUGAGUAUAAGCCUGCAGAGUUUACCUUCAGAGAAACUAGAAUCAGUUGUCCAGAUUAUUAGGAAGAGGAAUCCUGGGCUUUUUCAACAAGAAGAUGAGAUUGAAGUGGAUAUUGAUAGUUUUGAUAAUGAAACACUUUGGGAACUUCAUAGUAAUGUAACCAAUUACCGGAAGAGUAUAAGCAAGAAUGACAGAGAAGCUAAAGUUGCUCUUCAAGAUAGAGAAGAAGGUGGCCACGAUAUGCUCGGGACUAAAUUGACAUCUGCUACUGCAGAGGCACCAAAGGAACUUGGAUCAGCAGUACAAAUGACUGUUCCCGCCUCUUCACCUAUUAAAGAGCAUAAGCAAGGCCAUUGUAUGAGCAGAUCACGUUGUUCAAGCAGUUUUGGCAGUGGCUCCAGAUCUUCUUCAAGUGGCUCUGAUAUUGAUAGUUCAUCAGGAUCUGGGUCAGAUGCAGGUCGUUGACAUAGGAGUUAGUAGAUUCAAUUCAGGCAGGGGCAUCAUCUUUGGUUAGAAUCCUAAUCGUCUCUUCUUUAUCUAUCAUUCAUGGUAAUUGUAAAUUUUCCAUUCAACCUUGACGAUAUUGGACAUUUGCCUGUCAAAAUAAUCAUUAUGGAAGCAUUAGCUGCUCGUUAAUUUUC
Messenger RNA from Populus trichocarpa (black cottonwood), 1736 nucleotides. RefSeq names its product transcription factor GTE4. The annotation marks the transcript as partial. Gene Ontology annotation, molecular function: protein binding. The transcript has 4 exons. Lineage: Eukaryota; Viridiplantae; Streptophyta; Magnoliopsida; Malpighiales; Salicaceae. The record is from RefSeq and is a predicted model, not a curated record.